This is a messenger RNA of Anarrhichthys ocellatus (wolf-eel), 2032 nucleotides long. RefSeq names its product poly (ADP-ribose) glycohydrolase, like (gene pargl). Gene Ontology annotation, biological process: carbohydrate metabolic process; regulation of DNA repair; ATP generation from poly-ADP-D-ribose. The transcript has 12 exons. The record is from RefSeq and is a predicted model, not a curated record. NCBI's taxonomy places the organism in Eukaryota, Metazoa, Chordata, Actinopteri, Perciformes, Anarhichadidae. Gene Ontology annotation, molecular function: poly(ADP-ribose) glycohydrolase activity. Gene Ontology annotation, cellular component: cytoplasm; nucleus. Bases 233 to 1510 code for a protein of 425 amino acids.
AAUAGAAACAUGGAGAACAUAGAUUUUGAACUUGCUUCAUCAAAUGUUUAGAUUUAUGUUCUGGAAAUGUUUGAAGAUUAGGACAUAUUAAUAAGAUAAUGCCUCAUUUGCAUUUUACAAACAUAAAACUUACAAAACUAGUCUUCAUGAAAGUAAUCAAACGAUGAAGUUUCAUGGUGAUAUUAUUUAAAAUGACACACGUUCUUCUGUUUCUGUGUUUCUUGUGAACUUUAUGCAUCAAAACACGAAAGCAUUUUACUACGAUGAACCUCUUUGUUUGUCUCUCUCACAGGACGCCAUCUUCAAAUAUAACCCCAAAUAUAAAGACCAGUGGUCCUUUGAGGCGCUCUCCAGCUUUGUGAAGAUUGUCCCGAAAGCAGAAAACCAUUUCCCCAAACUGUUUCCAAAGAUGGCGGCGUUGGCUUUGAGUCUCCCUGACUAUGUGAAGAAGGCCAUCCCGCUGCUUAAGAGGGGCCACUCUGCGUCCAUCACUCUGUCACAAGUUCAGAUCUCCUGCCUCCUCGCCAACGCUUUCUUCUGCACCUUCCCUCACCGCAACGCGACCACCUCCAACGCCGAGUACCACAGCUUUCCCUCCAUCAACUUCACCAAGCUGCUGGAAAACUGGUCCGAACGCAAGAAAGAGAAGCUGAGAGCCGUCCUGCAUUACUUCAGCGUGGUCACAGACACAAAACCAAGAGGACUGGUGACGUUUGAGAGGCGCUGCCUCACGGAUAUGCCCAACUGGAGAACCUGUAAAGAGACGAUGCGUAAACUUCACGUCACGUCACGCGGAACCAUCGAGACCGAAGGGACCGGUUUACUCCAGGUGGACUUUGCCUGCAGCUGGAUCGGUGGAGGGGUUCUAGGUUCUGGUCUGGUGCAGGAGGAGAUCCUGUUCCUCAUGAAUCCAGAGCUGAUCGUGUCUCGACUCUUCACCGAGAAACUCGCUGACAACGAGUGUCUGAUCGUUACAGGCUCUCAACAGUUCAGCCGGUACUCGGGUUUCGGGGACAGCUUCGAGUGGGCCGGCCCUCAUGAGGAGCGCCUGCACAGAGACGAGUGGGCUCGGCUGAAGAGGCGGAUCUUAGCCAUCGACGCCGUGCACUUCAAACAGAGCAGAGACCAGUACAACAUGAUCGCCAUCACACGGGACCUCAACAAGGCAUUCUGUGGAUUUAAGGGUCGCGACCACGACGAGCCCGACAUCGCUACGGGGAAGUGGGGCUGCGGAGCGUUCAACGGAGACCCUCAGCUCAAAGCUGUGAUCCAGCUGAUGGCGGCGGCGAGGGCCAAGAGAGGAUUGGCCUUCUUCACCUUCGAGGAUGAGCAGCUGAAGCUGGGUCUGGAGCGCACGCACCACCUGCUGGUCACCGAGAGAACGACAGUCGGGAAACUGUACGGACUCCUGGAGGACUACUGUGCUGUUGAGCAGGAGUCCGGCAGGUCACAUGUGGACCUGUUCCAGUUCAUCGGGCACAACGUCAGACCCUCCAAGAGUCAGCUGUGAGGACGGAGUCAAGUCCACGAGUCUGCGUCUGAAUUUGCACUAAAAUCGAACCGGUGUGUUUCACUACAGAAAUGAAGAAGUUGCUGCUUCAUUUGAAUGAUUGUAAGAUGAUUUUCAUUUUUGCAUUUGUACGUUAAUUUGAUAGUUGAGAGCGUAGCGAUAAACAGGAAAUGUGACGAAGGAUCAAGUUUGUUUUUCAUUUUAUUUAGUUUUUGUGCUUUGAUUAUUUCCCCGAGGUUAACUCCUAACUGACCGAGUUCUCCUCAAAAUAAACUCCAAAGAAUUUAGUCUUAGAGAAGAUUAAUGCAGCGUUUAACAGCUCACAAGCUGCUGCUGAGUGUUUGGAAAAACACUUUAAAAUAACUUUUAAAGGCGUUUUAAUGGCGGCGAGUUAAAGGCUCAAUUAGUAUUAUUUGUAAACACAACAUUCAAAGUUGGACAAAAGAUAAUAGACGGAAACCUCUGAUUCUGAAGAGUGAAGUCAAAGCUUCAUGUGUUAAAGCUGCAUUCUCUCUAGUGUCC